This is a messenger RNA of Cydia splendana, 4557 nucleotides long. RefSeq names its product CCR4-NOT transcription complex subunit 3 (gene Not3). Gene Ontology annotation, cellular component: CCR4-NOT core complex; nucleus; P-body. NCBI's taxonomy places the organism in Eukaryota, Metazoa, Arthropoda, Insecta, Lepidoptera, Tortricidae. The coding region runs from base 336 to 2375 and encodes 679 amino acids. Gene Ontology annotation, biological process: nuclear-transcribed mRNA poly(A) tail shortening; regulation of DNA-templated transcription. The record is from RefSeq and is a predicted model, not a curated record. The transcript has 16 exons.
CUUGAUGGUCUACGCGACGUACCUACAUAAAAUCAUUUUGUGGAAAAUUUGAAGUUUGUUGAUAUAUUGGUGACAAACCAUUCAUAUUAUUUAUGAAAGCUUCGUGCUAAUUACCAUUCCAGGCGCGAGGCUGUGAUCAUCAGGUGGUGGUCAGCCUGGAUGCGUUCAGUCACUAUUGUUGUACAGUUCGAGCGGUGUACGGUAGCCAUCUUGGAAUCGAACAAAGCUUCAGAUGUGUAGUUUGUCUGUUUAUCAAUAAUUUUUGUGCAUUUUGUUGUAAAUAGUUUGUAUGUUUAGGAUAUGUACGAAACGUUCGUCCACAUGUGUAAAUAGCUAUGGCUGCGACAAGAAAAUUACAAGGUGAAAUAGACAGGUGUUUAAAAAAGGUAACGGAAGGGGUGGAGACGUUUGAGGACAUUUGGCAGAAGGUUCACAAUGCCACUAACAGUAACCAGAAGGAGAAGUAUGAGGCAGAUCUCAAGAAGGAAAUUAAGAAACUCCAGAGGUUACGAGAUCAAAUCAAGUCUUGGAUCGCCUCCGGAGAGAUUAAGGAUAAGAGUACACUUUUAGAAUAUAGGAAACUAAUAGAAACGCAAAUGGAAAGGUUCAAAGUAGUGGAACGGGAGACGAAGACGAAGGCGUACUCGAAGGAGGGCCUCGGCGCCGCGCAGAAGCUAGACCCCGCGCAGAAGGAACGCGACGAGAUGUCCGCGUGGCUCGUGCAGUCCAUCGACGCGCUCAACUUACAGGUUGAUCAGUUCGAGUCGGAGAUCGAGUCGCUGCUGGUCGGCAAGAAGAAGCGGCUGGACAAAGAGAAGCAGGAUCGCAUGGAGGAGCUCAAACAGAAGCUAGAGAAGCACCGCUUUCACAUCAAAAAGCUCGAAACCCUGCUGCGCAUGCUAGACAACAUGUCCGUUGAAGUUGAACAGAUAAAAAGGAUCAAAGACGACGUAGAAUACUACAUAGACUCAUACUUAGAACCCGGCUUCGAAGAAAACGAGUACAUAUACGAUGAUAUCAACGGUUUGGACGAGAUAGAACUCAGUGGCGUCGGGCUACCAUCCUCCGCGACUACAGACUCUAAUAGUAACGAGUCAAACGGCUCGCCCACUAGCAUUAUAUCAGGUACUUUACAUAGAACAAGUCCCAUUCCGUCUCCCACGUUAGAAGUCCACAACCACUCCACAGAUUCCAUAGACAUUGAGAAGAAAAAGAAAGAGGAGGUCAUAGCGAAACCGGUAAAGCCCCUGCCGCUGCGGGCGGCGAACAGCGUGGUCAGUAAUAGCACGUCACUCGUUAGUUCCUUGCUCAAUAACUCUGCCGCCUCCACCAAUAGCAUAAACAAUACGGGCGUGUCGGGCGCGUCCACGCCCAACAAGCAGCCGCCGCCGCCCAGCCCGCCGCAGCCGCAUCCUCAUCCGCAUCCGCACCCCCCGCACGCCGCGCAUCCGCACCGGCAGCCUAACAACACUGCUCUGGCGCUGGCCGAGUACUCGCCCGAGGAGGCGCCGCCCGCCGCGCCCGCGCACGAGCCGCGCGUCUACAGCGCCAAACUAGUGGAGAACGGCCCCCUCCCCGCCGCGCCGCACCCCGCGCAGCCCGCGCCCGCGCCGCCGCCACCGACGUCAAAGAGUUCUAUCGCGCCCGCGCCCAGUGUUCCCACGGAACCCGCCGUGUCCCCUCUCACCGUCAACGGCCCCCUCCACCACCAUCCACACACGCCGCAACACACAGUCAAUAAUGGGCGAGGUGAGGCGACGACGCCACUACUGGCCGGCGCGGGCGGCACCGCGUCGCUCAAGAGCAUGGCACAGGAGGCAGUGCAGCGAGCGGGGCUAACCACACAAGGACAAAGCGUGCGGCGAGGCGCGGCGCUGGCGCAGGCGCACAUCCCGCCGCUACUCGGGGUCGCGCCGCUCGGCCCGCUACCUCUCAACUCGGAGCACCAGCUACAGUUCCAGAUGAUGGAGGCGUCGUUCUACCACAUGCCGCACCCCAGCGACUCGGAGCGAGCGCGACACUACCUGCCCCGCAACAUCUGCCAGACUCCACAGUACUACAACCAGGUGGUAGUCCCGCACUCAGACAGCGUGGAGUUCUUCCAGCGACUAUCGACAGAGACUUUAUUCUUCGUGUUCUACUACAUGGAGGGCAGCAAGGCGCAGUACCUGGCCGCCAAGGCGCUCAAGAAGCAGAGCUGGCGGUUCCACACCAAGUACAUGAUGUGGUUCCAGCGACACGAGGAGCCCAAGCUCAUCAACGAGGAGUACGAGCAGGGCACGUACAUCUACUUCGACUACGAGAAGUGGGGCCAGCGCAAGAAGGAGGGCUUCACGUUCGAAUACAAGUACUUAGAGGACCGAGACCUGAACUGAGCCCUCGAGGUGUGCGACAGAGACAGUAGCGCAACAACCCGUGUCUAGUGCAAUGGUGCAGGAGUCUAACUCCACAGAACGGUCGGUUCGGUUCGUUCCUAGUUUCAAUUUGCAACUUUUUAUGGACACUAAAAAGUAUGAGUAACAUUUGAAAUAGUCACAAUCACUGACGACGCUAGCGUCGCCGUAUCGCGGAUUCCGUUGCGUCAGUAUUUUUUAUAUUUCUCAGUAGAGUAAGUUAAGUAUUUCUGUGAUGAAUUUUCCAAUAAUGAAAAAAAAAAGAUGGUAAUGUCUGAUUUUUUAAUUAAGUAAACGUUGAAUCGAUCUGUUGUAAAAUAACUUUGCACGCUGGCAGUUUGUAUUAUUGUUGUACACGGUUUUUUGUAUCGAAUUUGCAUGUGAACGAAGUAAGCGAAAGAUAUCAUGUGAUGCAACUAGCUUCCGCCGUUGGUCGGUUAUUAUAGAUAACAAUGUGAUAUUGAUAUAGGGACCCCGGGCUUACAGCGCUGCGUCUGCGACAUGGCUCCUCCACUAGACUCGCGACUAAACAUGUUAUUGUAGUCUUCAGUUCCGAGCUCAAAGCCUAGCCGUGAUAAACCCAAUGACGUAUUCGGUUUUCACAGCUACGAAAAAAGGUUAUAAAAUAGUUUUAUAGCCUUUUUUGCCGAGCUCAAACAUUUAGACAUCACAAUUAGGAAAACGCUAGGUGAAUUAUGUUGUCUAGGCUACCUUUAGAUUUAGUACCUAACUCGACCCGCUCAGUGGGACCCGUAUAGUUAUAGAACAUCCGUAGUAUAAUGAGGCCCAUGACGCACCCGCAGCGCCGCGGCAUCACCGAGCAACUAAAUAAUAUGCUAGUCGUAGUAUUCAACAACAGUGUGCCUAUUUAGGUAAGUCAGUUAUAACCUGCCGCAGAGCCCGGGGUGUUUGAUUUAUUAACUUGUGUAUAGUCGCCUAGGGGAGGCGAGGCUCGACCGCAUGUCGGCCUCGCGCCGCUCGAGCGGUAAAGCUGGCUUUGCGACCGCGCGGUGUCUCCUCCCUACUGUCAGGCGGUGCCAUCCACUGAAGAUAUCGUGUAUCGAGUUUUUUUACAUUACGAGGCGAAAUUUUAUACUAUCGGCGAAAAAACGUAUGAAAUUUAACAUUCCAACGUUUAUGUAAAAGACCCAGUCGACUGGCACGUUCAGAAACUAAUUUACUUUUCACCUUGAGUACGUUUUUUGUACUGCUCGGGAAAACUUUCUGAACGUUCCGUACGUGACGUUACGCGAAGUCGACACGUGUGGAUGGCGCCGCGCUGACGGCCCCGAUACAUAGCAAUAAAGGCCGCGCGGCCGCCUAGCUGUAAGACAUCCAGUGUGAUUCAUUACAUAGAAAUAAUACACUUUUUCACCGCCCAUUGUGAAAUUUAAUAAAAAGAAACCUAUGUGAUUUGUACAUUUAAUUUUAAUUAGUGCAUUUAAAUUGAACAAAAGUAUAUAAAUUGUGUAAGAGCAUUGUAUGUAAAUCACUGCCACGAUUGUAUUAUAUUCGGAUAAUUAGAAUUAUCGUCGGUUUAAUUUGUACUUAUUUAUUUGUGAUAAAUUAUUUGUAUGCGUCAGACACUCGGGGGGGUGGGGGUGGGGGGUGAGACAGUGUAUUAUUGUCGACUGCCGGCCGCGAGCCUUGUCGUCGACCGUACAUCUGACCGCUGUACGUACGGGGCUCUCCCAGAAUUGUUGCACUUGCCUUGCGCGAACAUUGAAGCCUUCCGUCUCGUUCCGUGUGAGUUGUGUGAGGGUGGUUGUUGCGCGGAGCUGCGCCGGACCGGACCGGACCGGACCCGGACCGGAUCCCGCCGGACCGGACCGGACGGCGGCGAGCGGACGCAGCGCGCGAUCUCGUUUAUUCCGUGCGUGAUGUUGAUAGUUUUCACUUUUGUAAAAAGUCUAUCGUGAGAGCAGUUGAAAAUGUGGUAAAUAAUAAUUUAAAAAAUUAUCUGUACAGUUCUAUUUGUAUAGAAAUAAUAAAUAACGAUUAAAAAAAUUUAAAACAAUGUUGUGAUUUCUUCUAAACGGUUAAGUUAAGUGCGCGGGCGUCGUUUACAGGCGCGGCGCUUUUUGGCAUUUCUUUUCUUAUUUAUUUUUUUAUUGAAAGAGAUGACUGUUUAUUUUGUAGAAUAAACUGUAAGAAACCAUUUUAA